AUGACGACGAUCUCCGAUCUUCCGUGGGAUUUGGUAGAAGAAAUACUCUCUAGGGUUAGGGCUCCGAUAACUUCUUUAGGAGCUGUGAGAUUCACUUGCAAAAGAUGGAACGCUUAUUCCAAAGAACGAGAAGCAAAACAACAGUUUGUAGGGUUCAUGAUGAAGAACUUUAGGGUUUGUUCAGUGAGAUUUGAUGUCCAUGGAAUCCUCCACAAUGAUGACGUUCAUGAAGAAUUUUUUCAAUCAACAAAGAAGCUAGGUAAUGUACAUAACCAAGUUGAAGUAUCUCAAGUUUUUCACUGUGACGGCUUAUUGUUAUGCGCCACAAGGGGCAAUACUGGCCUCGUAGUUUGGAACCCGUAUUUGGGACAAACCAGAUGGAUCAAACCAAGAAACACCUACCACAUAUUAGAUAAGUCUGAUUCAUGGAGGGUUCGCAACGUUACUCCCGACUGGGAUAGAGGUUUAUAUCCAGGCGCAUCGUUGAAUGGAAAUGCUUACUUUUUGGCUUGUGCACCUGAAGGGGAUGGUACCUUAGUCUGUUUUGAUUUCACAAGAGAGAGCUUUGGACAGUUUCUUCCUCCGCCAUCGUCUUAUUGUUAUUAUGAUUCUUACAUAACUAUGUCUUCGCUUAGAGAAGAGAAGCUCGCGGCUUUAUUUCAGGACAGGACUCAUUGUGAGAUGGAGAUUUGGGUUACAGCUAAGAUUGAGCGCAAUGAGGAAGUUUCAUGGAGCAAGUUCUUGAAAUUUGAUUUUCAGUUUGAUUAUACAGUUGACAGUUUCUUCGUCGAGGAAGAGAAGAAACUCGCUGUGGUUUUUGAUUUAGAAAAAUCUAAUGAAAGUACCAAACACCGCCUCGGCAACGCAGCUUAUGUCAUUGGAGAGAAGGGAUGUUUGAAAGUAGUGAAUCUUGGAGAAUCUAAUGGGUGUUGUAUCCCACUUGUGUGCUCAAGCUCUUAUGUUCCAAGCUUGGUGCAAGUCAACAGAGAGUUACAAGAGACAAAAUGA
Molecule: messenger RNA, 1008 nt
Organism: Microthlaspi erraticum
Lineage: Eukaryota; Viridiplantae; Streptophyta; Magnoliopsida; Brassicales; Brassicaceae
Source: the annotation of a GenBank genome assembly